Molecule: messenger RNA, 5671 nt
Organism: Bombus terrestris (buff-tailed bumblebee)
Lineage: Eukaryota; Metazoa; Arthropoda; Insecta; Hymenoptera; Apidae
Product: dystrobrevin beta
Exons: 18
Coding region: 458-2860 (800 amino acids)
Biological process (GO): synaptic signaling
Cellular component (GO): synapse; plasma membrane
Molecular function (GO): zinc ion binding
Source: RefSeq, a predicted model, not a curated record
CCAGUGCCAGUUAAAAUCAGUGAUGGCCGCAAGGCUUGCGAUGCACAUUACGUUGAGAUUGCGUUGAGUUUGUUUAUCGCGACGUUUCCGUGGUAAGAAAAAUUCUGUGACUUUCAUUCGACGCGGGCUGAUUAUUGCCGUGUAUCUCUGUAAAAAGUACAUUCGGCUGAAACGUAUUUGUCAGAGUGGCUCACAGAAACUACGCGUUUGCUCCUCUUGACAGAUCUGUCCCGUGUUCGGAGUAGCAGUACCUACUCGAGUGCCACGAGAAGUGUCGUUACAUCGUCAUUUAGGUGACUUUCUUGUAGUAGAAGCCAUCCUAAUGACGUCGCGUAUGUGAUAGAACGAUACGAAAGGAGCCUUUGCCGACACGGGGACGGCGACCCCACACCCGUCGGCAAUUCUUUUUCUUCUCACCCUUGUUGGAGACACGCGCAUCGAAAGCGUCUAAGAUAAGAUGGCGGAGGAUGGCGCCGGAGGGUCGGGAAAUAGCAGCACCGGGGAGGCAAGCCGGUUGCAGCUGUUGCAAGAAAUGCGGCAGCAAAAUUUUGAUAGCAUUCGAUUUGCGUCGUACCGCACUGCGUGCAAAUUGCGAUUUAUUCAAAAGAAAGUUCACUUACAUAACGUGGAUAUAUGGAAUGUAAUCGAAGCAUUUCGGGAAAACGGUUUAAACACUUUGGAACCAUCCAGCACAUUGGGAGUUUCGAGGCUGGAAACUUUAUUGUCUUCCUUAUUCCAUGCCCUUAAUAAACGAGUGCCUGUUUCGCAACAAGCCAAAGUCGAUGCUACAACCGCUCUGUUGAUGAACUGGUUACUUGCUGCCUAUACUACAGGGGAAAACAAUAAGAUAUCCGUUUUCUCUGUGAAAGUAGCGCUAGCUACGUUAUGUGCUGGAAAACUAAUGGACAAAUUUCGAUAUAUAUACUCACAAAUAUCGGAUAGCAAUGGUCACAUGAUACACUGGAGAUUCUCUGACUAUUUGAAGGAAGUUCUAGCGUUAACGGCUGCGGUUUACGAAUCACCAUCUUUUGGAUACUCCGAGGGUCUUGCCAAUUCAAUAUUUCCCCAAAAUUCGAAAGUCACGGUUAACGAUUUUUUGGAUACUCUUAUGUCUGAUCCAGGACCACACUGUUUAAUCUGGCUUCCAUUGUACCAUAGAAUGGCUGCUGUCGAAACAGUGGCCCAUCCUGUCAUGUGUGACGCGUGUCACAAAGAAAACUUCACCGGCUUCCGAUACAGAUGUCAGAAAUGUCACUCGUACCAGCUCUGUCAAGAUUGUUUUUGGCGCGGUAAAGUUUCUGGGACACAUAAUAACGAUCAUGAAACGAGGGAGUACAGUAGUUUUAAAUCACCGAGCAAACAGAUUGGUCAUUCCUUACGAAAGAGCUUCAGAUGCGUACCUGAAAAGGGGAAGAAUAGUUUACCGAGAUUUCCGGAACAACCUGAGAAGACGUUAGAUUUAUCACACAUAGUCCCGCCAUCACCUUUACCAUCUCACAACGGUUUUCCAGAUCCAGGUUUCAUGGCUCCUUUCGAUUCCGGAUCGAUGGACAGCCGUUCUACUUUAAGGAGUAUGGAUAGUUCAAGACUGGAUGAUGAACAUAAAUUAAUAGCACGAUACGCACAAAGGUUGGCUCAGGAAGCUAGGACUAUGCCUCGUGCCGCAUCCAGAAUGUCGCAAGCUGACCAAGCAGGUAGGGCACCGUCUGAUGCUAAUUUGGCGUCAUUAGAUGCCUCGAGAGCACAACGCGAACUUAUAUCGCAGUUAGAGGCAAAGAACAAGGAAAUAAUGCGCGAGAUUGCAAGGUUAAGGAGACAACAAGAAAUAGAAGCGGCUGGUUUGGAAAAUCCUGCAUUAAUGUCUGAACUGAGAGCCUUGAGGCAAAGAAAAGAUGAGUUAGAAACUCAUUUAGCAACAUUGCAAGAUUCUAGAAGACAAUUAAUGGUGCAACUGGAAGGUUUAAUGAAAAUGUUAAAGAAUCACCAGGCAUCUCCAAGGUCAACACCAAAUAGUUCACCACGAAGUACAAAGUCACCACCUUUACCUCCUGGUGCAGUGCCAAGUAGUAGAUCAGCUCCACCAACUCCAGGUGGUCCACUUUCUACAACUCCACAACAACAACAACAACAACAGCAGUCGCAAAGUCAACAACAAAUGUCUCAAAGUUACCAGAGUCCCGUUCCAACGACAUCAGUGGCGAGUGUAACUAAUAAUACCAUGCUGGGAACAAUACAAAAUCCUAUUCCAGAUAACUUAUCAUGUGUUGGAGGCGAUGUAAGGUCUGCGUUCAGGACAAACAGCUUGCCAGGGAGUGGUUCCAGCAGUGCGAAUAAUAGCUUGGGCCGAUCCUUACGAAAUGACUUAUUGGUAGCUGCUGACAGUGUUACUAAUGCCAUGUCAACACUCGUGAGGGAAUUGAAUUCGGACUCAGACCAGGAGGAUCAUUCUCACAACUCUGGCCGAAUUAACAUCAGAAAGCCGUUAGACAGUAAAGCGUUAACAGUAAAUUGUAAAUUGGGAAUUGUAAUAGUAAAUCAGAUUUCGAGGCUGGCGAGGAUGGUGAUGAUAGUAGCGGCGGCGGAAAUUCUUGGCGAGAAGAGCUUCAGCGACGCUAUCAACAGGAAAAUGAUUUCUUGGCUGAGUUGCGUGCACGCAAUGUUAAUAUCUCGCAAACCCCAUCUGCUACCCCAUCCAGCGAGCAAGAACAAGAAAGAGGCGAAAGGGAAGAGGCAGAUGGAGAGAAGGAGGAUGAAAAUGAAUCUAACUGGACAGAACCAGCAAAAAAAUGGGUCAACCGAUAAGUUUGUUAUACAUGACAUUUAUAUGUAUUCUAACGGCUUAGAAACUGCUACCAAAUGAAACGCAAAUAAGUUACUGUAGCUCCACCGGUUAUUUAUAAUAGGCAUAUAUCUGGGUGUUAGUGUGAAAUAUAACCAAUAUGACAUUAGAUUUUGGACAGUAUUUAAAAAAAAUCUUACAGUUUUCGAAGCAGUACUUUUAAUCAAAAAGGUUAUCAUCCCAUGUCAACAAACACAGAGGUCAUAAAAUAUCUUGAUACAAAUUUUAACAAACAGGUAAAAUUAAAUAAUAUAAAUUUAUUAAAAAAGUACGAAACUCUUAUUUAGUAUUUGUUAUUUAUCUUUAACAUAUUUCAUGAAAUAAGGAAUUUUAUUGUUUUUCUACUGUUAUUAAAAUAUUGUUUCUAUAUAUUUUAAAUAUUUAUACGUUUCGUUUUAAAACAGAUAUGUAUGAAAUUUUUGAAUUAUUAAUUUCUUUUAUACAUAUGUUGUUUCAUACAUAUUUUAUUUCUGUAACUGUAAUUAAACGCAUUAAAUAUAAUGUUACGAAUAACUGAAACCAAAGAAUAUGACUGGCGGUGUUUAUGGGCCUAAGAUAUAAAGAUCUCUAAAUCAGGCUAAAUAUAAGAAACUUUCUCUAAUUUAUACAUUCACUAAUACUACAUACAAGACACUGCAUUUAUACAAUUUUGUCAUAAAAAUAUGGAAAGACAUUAACCUAAACCUGGGCGCUCAGUACGAAACAGACAUUUAGUCUAUCGUAGAUGUUAAAAAUGGAAGAAACUUUUGCACAGGUCUCUUUGACCAACUUUGUACAAGGAGGUAAGUAAAUAUAAUUAAAGAAGUUUUUUAAAGUCGUAAUAAAGAAGAUUGUUAAAUGAACGCUUAGUUGCAGAGUCCCGACGUUUUUUUGUACAUUCAUACGAAUUAGAUACAAUAUUCAAUAUAAACUUUACAAUCAUUAAAAACUUAAAUCAUCGUAUUUUAAAUAUAUUUCAUCGUAUUAGGUGCUUGACUGUAGUCAUAUGCGACACAUACAAAUGUCAUAGAAAUUUUUGUAAUGCAUUUUAACUUUUUGUUUUCAUUUUAAUAAUAUACACCUCGGAGCUAAUGACUCAUAAAUGAACUCUUUUUCAAAUUAUUCAUUGUCAUUAUUAGUUUUAUUUGGCUGUGUACAAUAAUUCAAGAUUUGUAUCGGGUCAGGUUAGGUUCAUCUCCUAUUUUCUAAAUAUAUUGUCAACUGUAAGUACUCGAACAUCUGCUGAAUAUUGAACAACAGUCAUGUAUAUCGACAUACAAAUUAAGAAAGUUUCAAAAAAUGGAAUUGAUUAGUUUGGCUUCUUAGUGAUUUAUCUAUUGGAAUAUCUAAUAGAUUCUAUUUUUAGAGAGAUUUUAUUCCUACUAUUCUACACCAUACUCUAUUUAAAAUUCUAAAAUUAAAUUGUACGUAUUAAAGAUUUUUAAGACCUCGUGUCCUUCUUUUCGUUAUACCAUUUAGGAUAAUGCUUAGGAUGCCUUAGAUCAAUCGUAUGUAAUGUACUACAGAAUUCGAAUUGGAUGUAUGAGCUGUUAGGUAACUAGCCAUCGUCGCAUAAUCUUUGGCAACUAGUUACAAGGUUUAUGACAGGGUAUUUGUUAUUGAAACAUAAAAAAUGUAAAAGAUAUGAAAAUCCAUUGAAUCAUUAAUAAGUCAGCUAAAUUCUACCUCCCACAAAUAGUUAUUUCUGACAUCAUAGACUUAACCUAGCGAUAAAUUUUUACUUCUGGCAAUUCAGGGAAUCUCAUAUUUAGACUAUGGGCUUUUAUGCGCAAAAGUACAAGAAUUCAAAUAUUUAAAAUAUCCAAAAUAGAAUACUUGUUGCAGUGUUCAUGAAACAAAUUCCUAUUAGAUUUUAUUUUUUUAGUUCUGUCUUUAAAAAUAUAAAUUUGCAUAAGUAUCCAUAGUCUACCACUAUUUUUUUGUUGUAGAUAUUGCUGGGACUCUGAUCCAACCAAACUUGACUCGAUCUAAUCGUAAGAUAUCAAUGAUUUUGGAUCUUUGCACAUUUUUAUGUUUUAUUCCUACAAGAUAUUUACAUGUAUUUAUAAUAAUUAUAAAUCGAAUGACAGUCAUAACACUUAUUACAAUCGAAUUACAAGUUCCUAUCUCCAACAUGCUUUAAAGUAGUUUACAAUAGAACAAUAUUAUUUAUACUUGGGAAAAAAUAAUAUAUUUAUGACCCAAUGGCUUUGAGGUAUUAUAUUAAUGAUAAUGUAUAUAAAUCUCAUCGUUGAUUAUCUAAUUAAAUAUAAAAUACUGAUAUUGGUAGGAAACGCUUAAAUGUAUUGCUUAGGCAUUUUGAACGUAUUUAUUGACUUUGUUUUCUUAACUUUAAAAUCUUACAAAAACUAUCACAUUUAAAUGCCUAAGUUUUACAGGGUAAUCAUAAUCACGUCACUUUUAUGAUUGUAUAAUAAAUAAGAAUAGAAGAAUUGACUUUGUUUUAUAUGCUAUAUUUAGUUCCUAGAUUAAAGAUAUACUAUCUCAGUAAAUGAUAAUUAAAUUGUAAUUAAUAUGGAACGAUACACAUUUUAUAAUUUUUACGUGUUGAAUGUAUUCAAAGUGUUCUAUGUAUAUAUUUAUAUGAUUUCGUAAUCUUUUUUGUCUAUAUUGACAGUAGCAACUACAUAAUACAAGUAUUAAAUAAAACGAAAAAAAAAUUGAAAUCAUAACGUGCAACGUAAAUAAUUGUGCUAGCUAUUAAUAUUUAUUUCCAAUUUUGUUUAACUGUUACCGGUUCGCGACCGGACAGCCAACGGCCUGCGUAACGUCAUUCCGACACUCAAUAAACGUUAAGGACCCAAUAUAGCCUUUCACUUUCACUGUAUUGUA